This is a messenger RNA of Solea solea (common sole), 5271 nucleotides long. It is a transcript of the gene ppp6r3, whose product is annotated as protein phosphatase 6, regulatory subunit 3. The transcript has 26 exons. Bases 393 to 3188 code for a protein of 931 amino acids. The record is from RefSeq and is a predicted model, not a curated record. Gene Ontology annotation, cellular component: nucleus; cytosol. Gene Ontology annotation, molecular function: protein phosphatase binding; protein phosphatase regulator activity. Lineage: Eukaryota; Metazoa; Chordata; Actinopteri; Pleuronectiformes; Soleidae.
CAGCUGUAGUGGGGGAAGGGGUCGCUGAAGUUGACGGAACCGCCAUCUUGAAAAGUGCCCUCUGAUGAUCUACCCUUUUCGCGCCUGUCAGAAUCACUUUUAAACGCUUUGUUUUCCUCACCACAGUCCCGUGUGAUCUCCGCGUUCGCUGUGUUUAAACCCGGGACUCAUGGCGAGAUAAGCCGCAUGCUGGAGAGUCGCCGUUUACCGUUGUCUGUUGGUGUGUGCUGUUAAACUGCUGUAUGUGUGCCAUUUGUCAGUCUGUCCCUCACAAUUGUCUGCCUGCCUGUUCAUCCGGCUAGCCUGGAAUGGGCCACAACUCCCAAAGAUUACAACACACCUCUUUUUAACCUGAGCUCCUCCGUCUGGACUCCCACAUACUCCGAGCCAAGAUGUUUUGGAAGUUUGACCUCCACACCACAUCCCAUAUUGACACGCUGCUAGAGAAGGAGGAUGUAACACUGACUGAGGUAAUGGAUGAGGAUGAUGUCCUGCAGGAGUGCAAGGCCCAGAACCACAAACUGGUUGACUUCCUGCUGAGACCGCAGUGUAUGGAGGACCUGGUUACCUACAUCACACAGGAACCAAAUACUGAUGUCGAAGAAAAAGUUAAAUACAAGUAUCCCAACAUAUCAUGUGAGCUGCUUACAUCAGAUGUGGGCCAAAUAAAUGACAGACUGGGAGAAGAUGAGAAACUGCUGAUGAAACUUUAUGGCUUCCUCCAGAAUGAGCCACCCCUCAACCCUCUCCUGGCCAGUUUCUUUUCCAAGGUGUUGUCCAUUCUUAUAGGACGCAAGCCUGAACAGAUAGUGGAUUUUUUACGAAAGCAGGAGGACUUUGUAGACUUGAUGAUCAAACACAUUGGGACAUCUGCCAUCAUGGACCUGCUGCUCCGAAUGCUCACCUGCAUUGAACCACAACAGCUCAGACAGGAUGUUCUUUCUUGGCUGAAUGAGGAGAAGGUGAUUCAGAGACUGGUGGACAUGGUACAGCCCUCUCAAGAUGAAGAUAGACACUCCAACGCCUCCCAGUCGCUGUGUGAGAUCAUCAGACUGAGCAGGGAUCAGAUGUUUCAGGUCCAGGGCUGUUCAGAGCCUGAUCCCCUUCUGGCCACACUUGAAAAGCAGGAGACGGUGGAGCAGCUGCUGUCGAAUAUCUUUGACAAGGAAAAGAACGAGUCUGCAAUUGUCAGUGUAAUCCAGAUCCUGCUGACACUGUUUGAGACGAGGAGACCAGCGUUUGAAGGCCAUAUGGAUUGCCCCCCUGGGAUGUCCCACCCGUCAUUUUCAGUCAACCAUAGCAUCCUAGAGGCUGUGAGACCCCGACUGAAAGAUUUUCACCAGCUGCUACUGGAACCCCCAAAGAAGAAUAUGAUGAAAACAACGUGGGGGGUGCUGGACCCUCCAGUUGGCAACACCAGACUCAAUGUGGUCAGACUGGUGGCCAGUCUGUUGCAGAGCAACACACACAGCAUCAACACAGAACUCAUUAACCUCAACACACUGGGAGUCAUUUUAGACAUGUAUUUCAAAUACAUCUGGAACAACUUCCUCCACAUUCAGGUGGAGAUCUGCACAGCCAUGAUUCUGGCUAUGCCCCCUGCCCCGACUGAAAUUCAAACGGACACAGAGCAAGAACAUGCAAGGGAGAGCAUCCUCAUCAAACAUCUUUUUCAAAAGUGCCAGUUUAUACAAAGAAUCAUUGAUGCGUGGAGUUCCAAUGAGAAAGAACAGGCAGAAGGUGGUCGACGACGAGGCUACAUGGGGCACCUCACCAGAAUAGCCAACUCUAUAGUUCAUAACUGUGACAAAGGCCCAAAUGGGCCACAGAUACAACAGCUCAGUUCAGAGCUCCCAGCAGAGGACAGGGACAAAUGGGAGUCUUUUAUUUCUGUGCAACUGGCUGACACAAACAAGAGAAACACUGUUGACCUGGUAAACACACACCACAUCCAUUCUUCCAGUGAUGAUGAGGUGGACUUUAAAGAUGGUGGCUUUCACCAGGACUCCUCCCUGCAACAAGCCUUUUCUGAUUAUCAGAUGCAACAAAUGACGUCCAAUUUUAUUGAGCAGUUCGGCUUCAAUGAUGAAGAGUUUGCUGAUCAGGACGAUGUUGUGGAUAUUCCCUUUGAUAGAAUAUCAGACAUCAAUUUUUCUCUGAAUACAAAUGAAAGUGCAAACAUAGCCUUGUUUGAGGCACGCUGUAAAGAGAAAAUCCAGCAGUUUGAAGAUGCUGGAUCCGAUGAGGAAGAUAUCUGGGAUGAAAAAGAUGUCACUUUCGCACCAGAGGCACAGAGACGCCCCAGGAGUUCAGGCAGCACAGACAGUGAAGAGAGCACAGAUUCAGAGGAGGAGGAUGGGAAGAGAGAUCCAUUUGAGGCUGCCAACCCCAGCACCGAUGACAGAAUGGAAGUUGACACAGGACCAGUGUGGACAGCCAACUUUGAUGACGUCCCCAUGGACACAGGUACAUCCACAGCUCCAGCCUCUAGCCCCAGCGACCCUGCUGCGUCCUCGCCUUUGUCCUCCCCCCCCUCCUCCUCCACAACAGAGGCCCUUCCUGAUGCAUCAUGGAGCACCUCGCCUUCAGCCAACUCUGAAACAGGAUGGGCAGAUUUCUCCAACUUCACACCUGUUAGCCCAAAAGACCCACUGAGGUGCAACUCUCCUGUUGCUAUGGAAACCAGCAUAGAAACAAUGGACCCACUGGGGGUCAAUGCACCCAUGCAGCCUGAAGCAGAGUGUGAUGGCUGGUUGGGAAACAAUGUGGCCUCUUCUUGUACCACCUCACCUAAAGACUGUGGGAAAUCCAAAGUGGAGGAAGAAACUGUGUGCUGUGAGCAGCGCAGCAUCACAGAGACGGUCAUCAAUGGCUCCAUGAAAGAAACAGUCAGCCUCACUGUUGAUGCCAAGACCGAGACUGCCGUCUUCAAGAGAGUGUUGAAAUCUUAUCGUGAUGAAGAGAAGAAUGCUUCUUCAGAGAAAUACUCCGUAGCGGAGUGUGUGGAGCAGGAGCGAACAGGCAUCAACAGCUCGGCCGCAGCCUGCUGUCCCAAAUCGGGCAGUGAGAAGUGUCGGUCCGCUGUGGAGCUUCCCAAUGGUCCUCUAGAAGAAAUGUCAGCCAUAGAAGAGGCCAAACUGGACCAGAGUGCCGUGUCCUCAGAGCCAGUGGUGAAUGGGCCGGCAUGAGGGUCGUCUAAUGCCAGACAAAGGCCAGCCUGUUCUGCCAUGCAGAGCCCUGCUCCUGGUUAGCCAGCAGAGGUCACUGCUCAGAGCUGUACCAAUCACAUGCCCCCCCCCCCCACCCCACCCCCCACCAGGACCAGCAAUACUCCCAUUGGCUCAUCACUGACAGUCAGACAGACAGGUGUACAGACACGGGAUGAACUGAAAAGCAAAAUGAGAUGUACUCAAAUGGAUACUAGUUUUUUUUUCCUGCAUCUGUUUAUAUACUAUUGUUCUUAUGAGGUGAUGUGCGACUGAUAUCUUGCCACUCAAAAUUAAAUAGUAAUGUUGCUAUAGUUAAAGAAAUGAUUGUAUGAAUAAAAUAUUUUAUAAAAAGAAAAAUGUAUACAGACACAUAAGAUGAAUUACCACAGAAGUGGGAAUAGCUGAUUGGUGACCCAGCCAACCACUAAGCUGUUGUUUACUAGCUGGAUCUGAUAUCCUCACUCUUAAACAGCAGCUCUGUCAAGAAUUCUCACCCUUCAUUGGUCUGUCUCUGAGCAAAGCUGCUCCUUCAAAUUGAAACACGUUUUAACGGAGAAGAGAAAAAAAAGAAAAGGUUUUAUUUUGUUGCAGGUAUUCUUUGUAAAUUUUCUCACCUGUAUUCUUCUGCAUUGACGAGCUUUUUUGGUAUAUAUAUUUUUUAUUUAUUAAGGAAGAAAAAUGAUGGUUAUGUUUUGUCACUUCAGAGCCAUACCAACAUACACUCUCCUCUUCUAGCGAGAUGUAUUGAUGCUAACUGGGUUCCUACCUCGCAGCUAGAAGGCUCAGCAGGAGAGAUGCAGUUUGUUAAUGUCAGCACAGCUUGACACUCAGAGUUGUAAAAGCAUUAUGAGCUUGUUGUUUCAGAACCACACUCGUCUCUCUGGCCCUGCACAACUUAUUUUUUUUAAUCCUGUGAUUUUUUUUUUUUUUUUUUUUUAAACCAAUGGCUUUACUUCGAGGAGCUUUCUUUUGUAUUAAGUUCACAUUUAGCUCGUUUUGUUUCAGGCUAAAUGUGUAUCUAGACACUGCAGAACUGUCAUUUUUAACCGGUGAUGGCAUUUUGGGGAAAUUUGUGGACAUAACAAAAUUCAGACGAGAACUUGAAAUAAUUAAGGCCAAUUCAUAGUUUUGAUAUCCGCUUAGGUCCGUGUGACGUAAAUGGUGUCGUCCACCUGUGUGUUUGCAUCACUACACCCAGGCGUCCAUGUGCAGUCCAGAAAUUUUGUAAUAAUUGAAUAUGGAAGACGAGGACCGUAUUUUUAGGCGUAAACAUGUAACCAGAAUAUGUGUGCAACUCUCUGCAGACACGCAAUGCAGAAAGUAUGUAGAGACCUGUGUUUAGGUUUAUGGGGGAGAAUUAAUUUCUGAAGGCAACUGUUAGAAAUUGUAGAUCUGAAAAAUAUUGUUUACUCUUCAUUCAUGUUCCGACUGUUCUGUUGGCAAAUCAGACUUGUCAAUGCGGAGCAAAGAAUUUGAGCCUGGCUCAUUGUUUACGUCACACAAACACUGUUUACUCAUUGGUUAAAAUGGAGAGUUUACACUCCGUAAAUACGCUGUGCAGUGUUUUGGUGUUAAUUCUAUUUUCCAACAACCAGUGAUACGCCCACCCUCGUGUCCUGCAGUGAUGGUUAGUUCUCAAAGUCAAAGAAAAUAAUCUUUGAGAGUGUUUGUCAGUCUGAAUGCACCAUUGUUCCACCGCGAUCUCCUAACAACACCUUCUUCAGGCAUUGGAUUUACUUUGAAAUUUAAAAAAAAAGAAAGUUUUGAACUUAAAAUACUUUGUCGUGUUUGGACAUGUUCUAGUUGCCUCUGUACAUUACAGCCUUUGGGGUUCCGUUUAGUCUCCUGUCCUCUCCUGAGAGAAGUGUCUGGCGUUUGAGAUGCUAGAUGCUCAACCUUUUUUUUCCCCCCCUCUUCAAAUUAUAAAUAAAUGACCAACUUUUGCACUGGGCCGUUUUUUAACCCUACUUGGUAAAAGGAACCAGAGCUGACUUUGAAAUCUGUUGCAGCAUCACUGCUGAACAUCUGUCCACACAAGCCUAUUAAAGGCCAGUCGCCAACA